Cariama cristata (Red-legged seriema) is the source of this 664-nucleotide messenger RNA. Its product is annotated as transmembrane protein 14C-like. The transcript has 3 exons. Gene Ontology annotation, biological process: regulation of heme biosynthetic process. The annotation marks the transcript as partial. NCBI's taxonomy places the organism in Eukaryota, Metazoa, Chordata, Aves, Cariamiformes, Cariamidae. The record is from RefSeq and is a predicted model, not a curated record. Gene Ontology annotation, cellular component: mitochondrial membrane.
GCAGCGUCCCUUCUCUAGCUGCUGGCCUUCUCUUUGGUGGCUUAGCAGGACUAGGUGCUUACCAGCAGUCCAAAGAUCCAAAGGAUGUGUGGCUUUCCCUCGUGGCAUCUGGAACCUUGUCUGCUGUUAUGGGAAUGAGAUUUUACAACUCCAGAAAAGCAAUGCCUGGGAUAAUUGCUGGUGCCAGUUUACUGAUGGUUGGACGGCUUGGAUUGCAGAUCAUGGAAAAGCCUCUUAAGCCGUAAGUCUGUAUCAAGUCACCAGAAGAUACGUGAUUGAGAAGCCUGAAAAUGCAACUGCCCAAAUGUGCUACACAAAAGUGGAAAAGGCACUGCGAUCUGUGCAUUGUAUUUUUCAUAUCCUAAUGGAUGUGGGUUGUGUUUUUAAAGGACCGAUGCUGAGAGCCCUUGUUAUGUCUUCCAAAAUGGUAUUUGUCUUAAUGUUUUCUGCACUGUGAAGCAAGAAAAUAGGUGUAUAGCAUGAGUUUAGCUUCUGGUCCUGCAGCUUACUGUAGGCAAAGAUCUCUUGGCACUUGCAGGCAGUUGCAGGAUUGAAGCUUAAAUGUACAUCUGGACUUGUCAUUCUAAAAUCAUCUAUACCUCUAAAACAAUGGGGGAGGAGGUGCCAAUUUGUCAUUAGUAAUUAAUAUAAAAAAUGUGCUUAU